UACACAUUCAUUUCAUUUCACAACAUAAGUCAAACGUAACAAUAAGUUUACAUAAAUUUCGACAACUAGGCAAAUAUUAAAAGCACAACAAAAGUUCCUACAUGAAGCAUGAAGUUACCAUAAACAAUUGCUAUGAAUAUUACAAGAAAGACCGAAUUAGUAUGAAAUCAAUUGAGUAUAACAAUUAAACAACUAAAGUAUAAUAAAAUUGUCAAAACAGCCGACCAUCGGACACCUUCCUCCCUUUGACCAUUCACACAACAAGACCCAAUCAAAUAUCAGUCAACCCCCCCAACCUCACACAUCAAACGGUGCAAAACCCAUCAUUCACCUAAAGUAGGUCACCGCCAUGUCACCUUAAAAAAUAAAGCUCCAAACUUUAAAUGUCAACAACUUGAACUUCUCCCUCUACUUUGAAAAAACUCUCUUCUUUAGCUCACUUUCUCUCUCUAAAAAAAAUUUAAAGAUUAAAACUUUUUAAUUUUUUUUCAUCUCAUUUGACGUGAUUUUCAACCAAUCCUGGCCGUCCGAUCAUGGGGCACUGUUACAGCAAGAAGACUACUUCAGUGGCGGUCAACGACGCCGUUUCAUCCGCCGUUGAAGACCCAACUCCGGCGAGUGUACAAACGACGCCGUUUCAUAGCCCCUUUCCCGCCGGAAUCAACCCAUCUCCGGCGAGAACUCCGGGAAGGAGAAUGAUGAAAUGGCCCUUUCCGCCUCCAUCGCCGGCGAAGCCUAUAAUGGCGGCGUUUCGGCGGCGGAGGAAGGAGAGUGGUGGGGUUACGCCGGAGAGGACGGCGGAGCAGGAAGGAGAAGGGAGGAUGAGAGAGAGAGAGGUAGAGAGAGAAAGAGAAAGGGGUUUAGACAAGAAUUUUGGGUAUUCCAAGAAUUUUGGGGCAAAAUAUGAAUUAGGGAAGGAAGUGGGUCGAGGGCAUUUUGGUCAUACUUGUUGGGCAAAGGGUAAAAAAGGGGAUGUUAAAGGUGUUUCUGUUGCUGUCAAGAUCAUUUCUAAAGCUAAGAUGACUUCAGCAGUUGCAAUUGAAGAUGUCCGCAGGGAGGUGAAAAUGUUGAAAGCAUUGUCUGGCAACGCGCAUAUGCUCAAAUUUUAUGAUGCAUUUGAGGAUGCUAACAACGUCUACCUAGUCAUGGAAUUGUGUGAAGGUGGUGAGCUAUUAGAUAGAAUUUUGCAAAGAGGCGGGAGAUAUGUCGAGGAAGAUGCCAAGGGAAUUGUAGUGCAAAUAUUAUCCGCCGUUGCAUUUUGCCAUCUUCAGGGUGUUGUACACCGUGAUCUAAAACCAGAGAAUUUUCUUUUUGCUACUAAGGAAGAUGAUGCGCGUUUAAAGGUUAUAGAUUUUGGUCUUUCUGAUUAUGUCAGGCCAGAUCACAGGCUUAAUGAUGUAGUUGGAAGUGCCUAUUAUGUUGCACCUGAAGUGCUGCAUAGAUCAUAUAACAGUGAAGCAGAUAUGUGGAGCAUUGGUGUCAUAACGUACAUCUUGUUAUGUGGAAGCAGACCUUAUUAUGCACGAACUGAAUCAGGAAUAUUCCGUUCUGUGUUAAGGACUGAUCCUAAUUUUGAUGAUAUACCUUGGCCCAAUAUAUCAGCAGAGGGAAUUUUUUUUGUAAAAAGGCUACUGAACAAGGACCACAGGAAAAGGAUGACGGCAGCACAAGCACUAGCUCAUCCAUGGUUAAGAGAUGAAAACAGACCUCUUCCUUUAGAUAUAUUCCCAAUCAAGCAAGUAAGGUCAUAUAUGCGGGCCACCCCUCUCAAACGAGCAGCUCUAAAGGCUCUUUCAACAGCUCUGACAGAUAAUGAGCUCUUUUACCUCAAAGCACAGUUUAGGCUCCUAGAGCCAAAAGAUGGUUGUGUGUCUCUCGAGAAUUUUAAAGCGGCCCUCGCGAGAAAUGCAACCGAUGCCAUGAAAGAUGCCAGAGUUUCUGAUUUUUUGACUAUUAUGGAACCAUUUUCAUCCAAGAAGAUAGAUUUUGAAGAGUUUUGUGCAGCGGCAAUCAGUGUAUAUCAGCUUGAGGCUCUUGAAGACUGGGAUAAAAUUGCUACCAUGGCGUUUCAGUAUUUUGAGCAGGAAGGUAACCGGAGGAUCUCAGUUGAGGACUUUGCAAGGGAAUUGAACUUGGGCCCGACAGCUCAUACUUUAGUCAAGGAUUGGAUACGAAGCUCUGAUGGAAACAUUAAUUUUAUCGGUUACACCAAAUUCUUGCACGGUGUUACAAUACGUGGCUCCAAUACAAGACGACAAUAGCUUUUUGAGUAGUCUACUAGCAGGGUAUGCAGUUUGUACCAUCACAAAUGAAAUUCUGUCGAAUUCUAAUACGGUUUUACCGGUUAUUUGGAGUGAUGGGGUUAUGGAAACCCCUUGGCGGGGAGCAAUUGAGCUCCCCCACCUCCACCCCUCAAUUUUUUCACCCCUGAUGUUGUAAAUUUUCAAUAUGGGGGGUUGCAUAUAUGGUGACAACCUUGCAAAAUCUUACUGUAAAACAUUCAGCUGUUUAAUACAGCCUGUAUAUUAGUUGUUGCUGCAUAGAAGAUUAGAAUCUGAUGCUUGAAGGCUUUCUGAAAUACUCAGAAUGUUUCAUACUUAAAUUAGCUUUUGUAGUCCCCUCUUGUACGCAGGAA
This is a messenger RNA of Chenopodium quinoa (quinoa), 2635 nucleotides long. Its product is annotated as CDPK-related kinase 6-like. NCBI's taxonomy places the organism in Eukaryota, Viridiplantae, Streptophyta, Magnoliopsida, Caryophyllales, Amaranthaceae. The coding region runs from base 534 to 2261 and encodes 575 amino acids. Gene Ontology annotation, biological process: protein autophosphorylation; intracellular signal transduction; peptidyl-serine phosphorylation. Gene Ontology annotation, molecular function: calcium/calmodulin-dependent protein kinase activity; calmodulin binding; calcium-dependent protein serine/threonine kinase activity. The transcript is spliced from 11 exons. Gene Ontology annotation, cellular component: cytoplasm; nucleus. The record is from RefSeq and is a predicted model, not a curated record.